Ixodes scapularis (black-legged tick) is the source of this 429-nucleotide messenger RNA. RefSeq lists its product as uncharacterized. Gene Ontology annotation, molecular function: metalloendopeptidase activity. Gene Ontology annotation, biological process: proteolysis. Bases 1 to 429 code for a protein of 142 amino acids. The record is from RefSeq and is a predicted model, not a curated record. The transcript is spliced from 5 exons. NCBI's taxonomy places the organism in Eukaryota, Metazoa, Arthropoda, Arachnida, Ixodida, Ixodidae.
AUGCUAAACUGUAUAUUAUCUGCUUACGAGACACAAUCCUUACCCUUUCUAAAUCAGAAAAUUCAACGAGACGAGUUUUCUGUCCUAAAUGAUAUCGUGGCGAAUCAUCUUGCGCUGGACCCAUAUAUGAAGCUUUUUCUGAACAUUACGCGGAGUUUGACGGGAGACCAGCGACUCACGAUUCGUGGCUUCAGUCCCUACCUGAGCGAGCACGUGGCCAUGUUUUUCUUCGUGGAGACAUCGUGUGAACCUUACAAGGAUCACAUUGUGGCACACCAGGACCAAGGUCUGUCGACAAUGACCAGGAUAAACGGCGCCAUUUCUCAGUACCCACCAUUCUCGGUCCUGUUCUCCUGUCGAAACGGCAGCCCGAUGGCUAAGACCCCUGCGUCUUGUACCUCGAAAAUAAAUCUAGGAGACAUUGAAUGA